UGACGAAUGUCAGUUGAAUAGCACAGCCAAAAAAAGUUAAGCAUUUUUAAAAUUGUUGUAGGUAUUUAUAUUUUCAACUUAUAUAUUGUUUUAUAAUUAUAGUAACGGUGAACUUACAUCUUACUGCUAUAGUGACGGUUGGUAACGGAUAUGGCUGCAGAAUAUCUUAAAGUGGGACUUAAUAUUAACAUAAAAAGAACCGAUGGACGAGUACAUACGGCUAUGGUUUCUGCGAUUAACAUUGAUCAGCGGUGUGCCACCGUGGAAUGGUUUGAACAGCACGAAACUAAAGGCAAAGAAAUUGACUUGGCCACCAUAGAGUCUCUCAACCCCGACAUAAUUAUGUUAAAACCGGGGGAAGAACCGAAAUUCAAUAAGUUGCAAAGGAACUCUACACAUAGACAAAUAGGAGGAAAGACUAAUAAUGGAAUAGUAGGAUCAGCACGCAACCGUCCUACACCGCAACCGCUAGUGGCGCAGCCUAACGGUCAUACUGCAAUUUCAGAUAACACUUUAAUUCCUGUUGUUCCUAAAGAAACAGUAAACAUCCCUAGCAGUAGAGUUACAAAUAUACAGAACCCACGAAGAAGUAAUGUAGUCAAAGAAGUAGAAAAAUUAAAGAAAAAUAGGGAGGAGAGGCGGCAAAGACAAGCAGAAGAAAAGGAAGCAAAAGAGGCCUUUUUGAAGAUGGACCCCGGAAAUCCACACUGGGAGCUGCUAAACAUGAUCAUGGAGUAUCGGCGAGGUUUGGAGAUCAAACCCCUAUCAGAAAACGAUGCGAUUGAAGACCAUCUUAUCACAGUCUGCGUGAGGAAGAGGCCUCUGAACAAGAAAGAGAUGGCAAAGAAAGAAGUGGACGUGAUCACAAUACCGAGCAAGAAUCAGCUGAUCGUUCACGAACCGAGAAACAAAGUCGAUUUGACGAAGUAUUUGGAAAACCAGCUGUUCAGAUUUGACUAUGCGUUCGACGAGUCUUGCUCAAACGAAUUAGUUUAUAAGUACACAGCACAGCCUUUAAUCAAAACAAUUUUCGAGGGGGGUUUUGCCACCUGUUUCGCGUACGGUCAAACCGGCUCGGGCAAGACUCACACGAUGGGCGGCGACUUUAAAGGCAAGGACCAGGACUGUCAGAAAGGGAUCUACGCCAUGGUGUCCGCCGAUGUUUUUCGGUUGACCAAUUCGUCCAAGUAUCGCCACCUCAACCUCGUCGUCUCCUCCAGCUUCUUCGAAAUCUAUUCGGGCAAAGUAUUCGACCUUUUAAACAACAAGGCCAAGCUGCGAAUACUGGAAGAUGGAAAACAGCAAGUUCAGGUGGUCGGGCUUACGGAGAAGGUCGUUUCCACGACGGAGGAAGUACUGAAAUUGAUACAGAAGGGUAACCAAGCUAGGACAUCAGGACAGACGUUCGCCAACGCGAACUCCUCCAGAUCUCACGCAGUAUUUCAGAUAUAUUUACGGUCCAAUAAUAAUAUGUCGAAAAUCCAUGGGAAGUUUUCGCUUAUCGACCUCGCGGGAAACGAAAGGGGGGCUGAUACAUCUUCAGCAAAUCGACAAACAAGAAUGGAAGGUGCUGAAAUCAACAAGUCUCUUCUCGCUCUGAAAGAAUGUAUUAGAGCUUUAGGACGACGCGGUGCUCACUUGCCAUUUAGGGUGAGCAAGUUAACUCAGGUGCUCAGAGAUUCGUUCGUCGGGUCCAACUCGAGGACGUGCAUGAUUGCCAUGAUUUCCCCCGGAGUUAGUUCUUGCGAACACAGUCUGAACACGCUCAGAUACGCCGACAGGGUGAAGGAGCUUGGCGGAGGCGAUCUACAAACCAACACCGGCUCAGAACCUGAGCAGGACGAUGAUGGGGACCUUCUGCAGUUGAGAUCAUUUAAUGAAAAUGACAUGACUCUUGAAAUGCUUAACUUUCACCAAGUUAUUUCGGAGCUUCAAGUUGCCGAAGACAAUAUGCUGGACUACCACAAGCAAACCAGUGACGCCAUGCUUUUAGCUUACCAAAAAUCAGUGGAGUUGCUCAGGGCCACAGAGGAUGUAGAUUAUGACCAGGAAGCGUACUGUCGAAAAUGGGAUGAAAUCUUGAACAAAUUCAUCGGCACUUUAACAAAAGCUAAGGAGUAUGUAGAAGAUUACAAAAACAAACUGGCAGCCGAAGAGCAGCUUAGUCGCAAAACAUCCAAGAGAAAAUAAACGUAAACCAGCUUUAACUAGUAGGAAAAACUCUGUUAAUUUUUUUCUAUCGAGUUUUGUAUAUUAAUUCUUUUUUACCCCCCACCCCCCUACUCUUUGUUAUUUAUUACUUUUUUAUAUUUUGAAUUACUAAUUUAUUUUUUACUUGGCCAACUUAUUAAGGUGAUACGGCCCUAACUCUUUAAGCUUUUAAGUAAAAAAAAAACUAAUAAAGAAAUCACAUUCCUGUGACGUGAACUACCAACGGUUUUUUUUUCGUUUGUAACCCGCAUUGAAGUCAGUGAGCCCCCCAGUGAUUUUUUUUAUAGAUUUUUUUGUUCCGAACGUCUUUUGAGAUGAAGUAUUCCUAUGUGCAUGCAUUUAUUUUUCAAUAUGGUGUUAA
Molecule: messenger RNA, 2572 nt
Organism: Sitophilus oryzae (rice weevil)
Lineage: Eukaryota; Metazoa; Arthropoda; Insecta; Coleoptera; Curculionidae
Gene: Klp10A
Product: kinesin-like protein Klp10A
Exons: 10
Coding region: 151-2190 (679 amino acids)
Biological process (GO): microtubule-based movement
Molecular function (GO): microtubule binding; ATP binding; microtubule motor activity
Source: RefSeq, a predicted model, not a curated record